AUGGCCGCAUUUGUUACUUCUGUUGCAUCAAAGCUUGUGUCGAAUCUCGGUGAGUACCUGAUUGCUCCCAUUGGACGUCAAUUUAUGUACGUGUUGUGCUACGAGAGAUAUGUCAACGAUCUCAAAAAUGGAGUCAAGGAGCUAGAGGUUGCAAAGGAAAGGGUGCAGCACUCCGUUGAUGAAGCCAUGUAUGACAGAAAACUUAUAGAAUCUGAUGUUAAGAAUUGGCUAAAGAAUGUGGAGAGUAAGGCUAAGGAAGCAGAAAACUUGUUAAAACAUGAGGAAACUGCAAACACUGCUUGCUUCAACGGGUGGCUUCCCAACCCUGUGGUGCGCCAUCCACUUGGCAGGAAGGUGAAGAAGACGACUCAACUCAUUCAAGGACUCCAUAAUGAAAGCACAAAAAACAUCUUCCAGAAGGUCUACUAUGAGAAUACUCCAACAGGAAUUGUCACUUCUACCACUUCCGCUGCAAGAUCUGUUGACAAGAAAGAAGAUGUCCUGGAGUCGAGGGCUUCAAUCACAGAGCAUGUAAUGAAGGCUAUAACUGAUGACAAGAUCUGUGUGGUUGGGGUGUACGGACCAGGUGGGGUUGGCAAGUCCAAGCUUUUGGAGGACGUUGAAAGGCGAGUUAGGGAAGAGAAGAUAUUUGAUGUGGUCACAAUGGCAAAUGUAUCACGCAAUCCAGAUUUAAAAACAAUCCAGGGAGAAAUUGCUGACGCACUAGGCCUAAAGCUAAUGAAUGUGGAAACUGCUCGUGGGAGAGCCAAUCGUUUGCGUGAGAGGUUAGAGUGCGAUCGUGAAAAAAAAAUUCUCAUAAUUUUAGAUAAUUUGUGGAGGAAGCUAGAGUUGAAAGAUGUUGGAAUCCCUUGCGGUGACGAUAAUAAAGUAAGAGGUUGCAAGUUAUUAUUAUCAUCUAGAUAUCGAGAUAUUUUGUGCAUUGACAUGUGCUCUGACCCAGUAUUCCUACUUGGUGAGUUAAAGCAUGAAGAAGCACGGAGACUUUUUGAAAGGAUAGUGGGGGACAAGGUGAACGAUCCUGACUUUAAGCCCUUGGUAGAUGGAGUGGUUAAGAAUUGUGGAGGCUUGCCACUUCUGAUUGUUUCGUUAGCAAAAAGGUUGAAACACGGACAUCUGGCUGCAUGGAGCAAUGCUUUGACCAAAAUAGAAGGGUCGGAUGUAAAAUCAGUAGUGGAACUAAGUUACAAUGACUUAGAAAAUGAGAGGAUCAGAUCAUUAUUCUUGGUUUGUGCUCUAUAUAAUGGGAGAUGUUUCAUGAAGGAUACCCUAGUCUACUCCAUGGGUUUAGGUUUAUUUGAAAAAUUCAGCAAGACCAUCGAAGAAGCUAGAAAUAGGUUGACUACAGAUCUAUUUAGCCUCCAGGGUUGCUCUUUGCUAUUAGAUAGUGACGUCACGAAAAAGCUCAAAAUGCAUGACAUAUUUGUUGACGUGGCUAUCUCUGUGCAUGACAAGUUUAUUGACACAGAAUGGAACGCCUUGUUUGGGACGAAGGAUCGUGGGUUUAAAGAAUGGCCAAAGGAUGAGCUCAGAAGAUGCACUGCGAUAUCUUUCCAAUAUGUUGGCAUUGAUGAGCUUCCUGAAAAAUUGAACUGUCCAAACUUGAGGAUGCUUCUGUUAUUCGAAAACCCGUCUCUCAAAAUUCCUGGGUCAUUUUUUGAAUCUAUGGAGAAGCUCCAAGUCUUGGACUUGGCUCGCUUAUCUUUCACCUCGCUACCUUCGUCGAUUGAGUUCCUCGGAAACCUCAAGUCGCUAUCUCUCGAUCUCUGCAUUUUGGAGGAUGUGACUAUUCUUGGAAAGCUGACAGGUUUGCAGUUCCUAAGCUUCUUCGGAUCUACCAUCGCUCGGCUGCCCAAAGAAAUAGGUGAACUAACAGAAUUAAGAUUUUUGGACUUGAGAGAGUGCACCAGGCUCAACGUUAUUGAACCUGGCGUACUUGGAAGCUUGUUUAAUUUAGAAGAACUGGAUAUGGAAGACAGUUUUCAUCGGUGGGAGGCCGAGGAUGAAGCACCGCGAAGUAACGCCAGCCUAGCUGAGUUGAAGAACAUGAAAAAUUGA
This is a messenger RNA of Eucalyptus grandis, 2076 nucleotides long. Its product is annotated as disease resistance protein At4g27190-like. The coding region runs from base 1 to 2076 and encodes 691 amino acids. The record is from RefSeq and is a predicted model, not a curated record. The transcript has a single exon. Lineage: Eukaryota; Viridiplantae; Streptophyta; Magnoliopsida; Myrtales; Myrtaceae. Gene Ontology annotation, molecular function: ADP binding.